This is a messenger RNA of Bathycoccus prasinos, 4038 nucleotides long. RefSeq lists its product with no specific name. Lineage: Eukaryota; Viridiplantae; Chlorophyta; Mamiellophyceae; Mamiellales; Bathycoccaceae. The record is from RefSeq and is a predicted model, not a curated record. The transcript has a single exon. Gene Ontology annotation, molecular function: ATP binding; protein kinase activity; protein binding. Gene Ontology annotation, biological process: protein phosphorylation. The coding region runs from base 1 to 4038 and encodes 1345 amino acids.
AUGAGAGAGGACCCAGGCGAGGAGGAGGAGGAGGAGGAGGGCGAAUCCGAAUACGGCACGCCCGAAGCUCGGGUGAAUAACGACGCCGGUGUCUUGGUGCAUUCUCCUCCUUCUUCUUCAUCGUUGGAGUCCUAUCCUUCUUCUUCGGUGAAGAAGAAGAAAUUUGCUUCUUCUUUCGUAACGAACAACAACGACGAGGAGAAGAAGAAGAAAACUUCGAGGACGAGAGAGGACCCUACCCCGAAAUCUCCGGAAUAUUCGACGCCGCAGAUGCGAGUGAAUGCGAGCAAUAAUAACAGUGUUCGCGUUCGUGGUGAUGGUAGUAAUCGAGCCGCCAGCCCAUCGAUGAUUGCUUCUCCUGCUAAUAAUUCGAAAGUGUCCUCCUCUCCAUCUUCGUUCGGCGUGACUCCAACGAAGAGAACAAAUAAUAACAUGAACAAAUCAUCUUCCACUCGAACGUCAAACAUAGACGUGUCUUCGGUUCAAUCUUUGAUGUUAGCAAACACGCAUGCGGUGAAUGAUUUACACAAACGAGUGUUGCGUGCAACCUCGCACAGGGAAAAAUGUAUCACUUUACUCUCCAACGCGCACGCUUUACAGUUGGCGUUGGUCGAAGCCAAUCAGACACACGAAAUGCUAGAUGCGCAAAGUUUAACGCAACUGAAGAAAAUUAUGAUUUCGUGCGUGGGGUUGCUGAGAUUGUGCGUAGCGCGAGUGGACGAGGUUGGAAAUUUAUCCAUCCUAGAGAAGGCGUUUACGAGAUAUGGAAUACUCUCGUCGAGCUCGAAUAAGAAGUUUAUCAGUUUACAAUCGGAUUUGGAGAUUAUCGAAACGCAAUUAUGGAAUUUAACCGGCGCGAGUGGAGGUGGAAUCGCGUCUAAAACUCAAAGCAUUGCAUCAUUGACAAGGCAUUCGAGGUUGUUGAGAGGUGGCUUUACCACGGCGAUGAAUAAGAUUAUUUUCGGGAGCGGCGUAACGGAGAUGAUUGCGUGCGGGGUUGAUUGUUCCGAAUUGUGGGUAGCGAAUGAGACGAGGUUUCCUAGACGCUCGGGAAUCUUACAAGUCACGGAUUUGUUUUUAAACGAGCGGAGAGAGUUGGAAAACGGUGGUAGAUUAGAUGCGAGUAGCAGUGGUAGUAGCGGUAGUAUAAGUAGCAGGAAUAAGAGCAGUAGCGAUGCUUACAGUAAAUCGAGAGGAAUAGGAGGGUGUUUUCGAAGUCUCGAAGAAGGUGACGAAUACAAUGACGAUGGUAAUACAAACGCUAUCAGAAACGGGAUGUCUUCUCUUUCCAUGCGCGUUUCAGAAAAGCCACGCGGCGCUAUUACGGUAAUGACAAAAGGCUCUGGUGCAUGUGCGGCUUUGCUCUUCGUUGGGACGUCCGCUGGUGACGUUUGCGUGUGGGACGUAGAUUUGGGUAAAGGAAACGAAAACGCGGUAAUGAAAGUUAGGAAAGGUGUGAGUGCGACAGCUAUGAGCAUCGUAGACGACGACGAAGAAGAAUCAAACGACGACGAAGAAGACGACAACGACAAUGAUUUGGUUAGGGGCGAGGAGGAAAACGGAACGAACGAAGUGCGCGCUUCGGCAUUCCAAAAGAACAAGUUUCAAAUUUGUACGCUUUGGACUGGGUUUUCAGACGGUUCGAUAUUAGAAGUCAUGGCAAAGGUAAAAAUAAAGUCUCGGCGACAAAGCUCGAGCUUAGGAAACAGUCAAAACACAUCUCCGGGAGAUUCUUGGCAAGAAAAAUUUGAUAACGAAGUCGAUCGCAUCGCUGGAGCAGAUUUUGAAGUUUAUUUGUGUCUGGGUCGAUUAAUUCGUGGAGAAGCGGAUGGAUUUGGUGUCUCCAAACGCGCGGUGAAGUUUAUAGUGUACUUAAACGGUCACGUAUACGUGCCAUACACGAACGCGACGGCGACAAAGUACGCGAACGAGAAUUUGGAAGUGUGGUCGACGAAAUCGGGAAAGCGCAUAGCCUCGAACGAAGUUCACAAUGAUUUAGGUUUAGUCGAAGAGUGCGUCGCGUACAAAGACGCCGAGUGCGUCGUUACUUUACACCAAGCUGAAGGUACGUUCGGGAGUGCUUUGGGAACGGUGCAACUCUGGGGAGGAAGAGGUAUAGCUCCGGAAGCGCGAAGCGCAAAGAUCAAUGAAAUUCCGUUUGGGAGUCUGGCGUGUCGCGUCGAUAUCGUUGAAUUUGCCAGUCUUUUGAUUAUUGGACAUGUUUCUGGUCAUAUUACCAUAUGGAAGCUUCCUUCGACUGAUGAACUGGACGCGUACGUGACGAAAAGAGUCGACGAGAGAAGUUUAAAUCUCGGCGUGCCUGGCAAAAUUUUAGCGCACCGGUCUGGUAUGGUCUCCAUGUGCGGUGUUCACGCCGUGAGCGGUUCGCACAGUGGUGUUGCUACCGCGGGAACGUUUGGCUCGGUGUUACUGUGGCCAAUGUCGGAGCUUGAGAGUGCGGCUGAUCGUGCAAUCAAAGAAAACGGUGGUAAAAUGAGAAGAAAGAAGCGCCGGCAGCCUUCGCAAGAGAAACUGAGCGCUGGACUCACGUCGAGUAGAACGGUGUCCCAGGAUCUUUCUCCGAUGCUUUCUAAAGAUCGGAAUGGCGGCAGUAGCGGCGACAUCGGGAAGAAGUUUACACACACGCCGAGCGAAAAGCGAAUCGCUUCUCAAUUAAAUACGACGUUGAUUUCUCAGAGUGAAGUUGCGCUGAAACAGAAAAUCGGGGAAGGUUCCUUUGGACGAGUUCACGUCGCAGUUUGGAAUCACGUUCAAGUGGCCGUAAAGUUCAUCGGAACCGAAGGCAUGGAAGAAUCGUCCGACCUUCGCAUGGCGAUGGACGAACUCGAGAAGGAAGUUUCGAUUAUGACGAAUUUGCGACAUCCGAACAUCGUCGCUCUGUUUGGAAUAAUGCGAUACCCUCCAGCUAUUGUCGAAGAAUAUUGCGCGCGUGGUUCUUUAUUUUCAGUUUUACAGCGCCACGCGAAACCUGGCGUGCCAUCUUUACAGUGGCGCGUUCGUUUACGUCUCGCGCUCGGCGCAGCGUGUGGCAUGUGUUAUUUGCACAAUUGCACUCCACCGGUAAUUCAUCGAGACUUGAAAUCUGCAAAUCUCAUGGUUGAUGCAUCUUUCCGCGUUAAAGUUGGUGAUUUCAACUUGAGUCGCGUGACUGCCGCGAAUAGAGCUACGGGUAAUAGUGUUUCAACCUCCGUGAACUUGCACUCUCCGCGCUGGUCGGCGCCUGAAGUAUUAGACACGGGUGAUUAUUCGAAAGCGUCAGAUGUCUACUCUUUUGGUAUCGUACUUUGGGAAAUCCUCACGUUGCAAUUGCCAUGGGCGGAAUGGUCGCACUGGCAGGUUUUGCACGCCGUGAUUGAGCUAGAGGAACGUCCAGAAAUUCCAGCGGAUGUUUCACCUCGUUUCCACGCGCUCGACAAGUUUAUUCAGUUGAUGCGUUUGUGCUGGUCGCAAAAAAGUGUCGAUCGACCGACGUUUGAGACUAUCAUUCAAACCGUACAAAAGAUGAUUGAAUCCACGGAAAAGUUCGAGAAUGAAGAGCGUUUGAAAUUCAAAAAUGAAAGUGGAACUGUUGGAGGCGCCAUCGCGCCUCGAAAGUCCGGAUCAUUACCGAAAAGUAUUAAGAUCUUCUCUGCCAACACCAAUGAAGGAGAAAAAGCUCCGGCGCCUUCUUCUUCCCGUUCGAACGUUGUCGACACGAAUAAAGAUGUAAAAAGCAGUAGAGAUGACGACGUAAAUAACAACAAUAACGAAGAUGAUGACGAUGAUGCAGUCGUGAUAAUAAAAGACAAAAGGAAGACGAGCGGCGUUGCUCCUUCCAAUUCCAUAACGUCCGCGACGAAAAAUACAAACAACGACAGUUUGACGAGUCCGCCGAGUCAAAAAUCCUCGUCUAUUUUAGCCGGUAUUGAAUCUAGGAAAAGCUUCAACACGCGGCAAAGUAGAGUCAAGUCGCCGUACAAAUCGCCUUCGAAGAUAUUGAGAGGUUUAAAAAGUUUAUCAAAGAGUGCGGACUUAUAA